Messenger RNA from Arabidopsis thaliana (thale cress), 2287 nucleotides. Its product is annotated as Ankyrin repeat family protein. The transcript is spliced from 5 exons. The coding region runs from base 91 to 2052 and encodes 653 amino acids. NCBI's taxonomy places the organism in Eukaryota, Viridiplantae, Streptophyta, Magnoliopsida, Brassicales, Brassicaceae. The record is from RefSeq and is marked reviewed.
GUUUUCUUUUACAGAAAAAUUAUAAAAGAACAAUUUUACACUUAAACAAACACAUACCACCACGUUUCUUGCGGGAGAAGCAACCGACAAAUGGAUACCGAGAAAGGUUAUCCCAGAGGUUUCAGAGCAGAGAGUCUACGACCAGAAACGGGCCCCAGAAGCUUUCGGUUUGAUAGUAUGCAGAUCGAUGAAGCAGCCGAUCUACAAAAAGACGAGAUACGACAAGAGAACUCGACCUAUCUUGUCCUCUUCAAGAACAUAGACAGUGGAGAGUUGGAAGCCACGAAAGACUUCUUGGACCGAAACCCUGAAGCUUUAACCGCAAUCUUAACCUCUAAUGGAGACACUCCAAUCCAUAAAGCUGUUUUGUCGGGUCACAUCAAGAUCGUGGAAGAGAUCAUUAGAAGAAUUCAUGAUCCAGAGCAAGUGUUAAAGAUCAAGAACGAUAAUGGUUAUACAGCGCUUACUUAUGCUGCCACUGGUGGAAUUGUAAGAAUUGCAGAGUGUUUGGUGAAUAAGUGUCCUGGUUUGGUCAGUGUUCGGAAUGCGAAAGAGCAUAUACCGAUCGUGGUGGCUUCAUUGUACGGUCACAAACAUUUGGUUCAGUAUCUUUACAGUCACACACCUCUCAGUGAUCUUGAUCCUUGUGAUGAUUCAGAUGAACACAAGGGCAAGAACGGAGCGAUGCUCGUGACAAAUUGUAUUGUCGAUGGAUUAUAUUGUAUUGCUUUGGAUCUGAUUCAGAGGUAUCCUAAGUUGGCUUAUACUCGAGACAGUGAUAACGAUACAGCGAUCAUGGCGCUUGCUCAAACACCUUAUGCGUUUCCUAGCGGUACCCGUCUUGCAUUUUGGCAACGGUGGAUAUAUUCUUGUAUUCACAUAGAGAAGAUUAAUAACCCUCAUGAAGUUAAUAAUCACCAUCACCACCAUCAAUAUAGGAAUUCGCAGGAUCAUAAUUCGAUUCAAGAGAAGUUGAUGAAACACCUCAAAUAUCUUUUUCCACGCAUAAUUAGACGUGUAUACAAACUAAAGCUAGGACAUGCUCAAGCUAAAGAAAUACUAGACUGUAUCUGUCAAGAGAUACCUAAAUUUGACGCGGCUCAACAAAAGAACGCUGGUCUAAACCAAGCUCUCUUUAAGGCGGUAGAGAAUGGAAUCGUAGAGUAUAUCGAGGAAAUGAUGAGGCAUUAUCCUGAUAUCGUAUGGUCCAAAAAUAGUAGUGGUCUUAACAUCUUCUUCUACGCGGUAAGCCAGAGACAAGAAAAGAUCUUUAGCCUCAUUUACAAUAUAGGUGCUAAGAAGAACAUCCUCGCUACAAAUUGGGACAUAUUCCAUAACAAUAUGCUUCAUCACGCCGCGUAUAGAGCCCCAGCCUCAAGGCUUAAUCUCAUUCCUGGUGCAGCUCUUCAGAUGCAAAGGGAACUACAAUGGUUUAAGGAAGUGGAGAAGUUAGUGCAACCGAAGCAUCGAAAAAUGGUUAACUUGAAGCAGAAGAAAACUCCAAAGGCUCUGUUUACAGACCAACACAAGGAUCUCGUGGAGCAAGGAGAGAAAUGGAUGAAAGAAACAGCAACUUCUUGCACAGUCGUUGCCGCUCUAAUCACCACAAUGAUGUUUUCCUCCGCCUUUACUGUCCCCGGAGGUUACCGUUCAGACGGCAUGCCACUCUACAUCCACCAGCACAGAUUUAAGAUAUUCCUCAUCUCCGACGCUAUCUCUCUUUUCACCUCAUGUAUGUCUCUCCUCAUGUUCCUCGGCAUUCUCAAGUCUCGCUACCGUGAAGAGGAUUUUCUUCGAUCACUUCCGACAAAACUGAUCGUGGGUCUUUUGGCUUUGUUUCUUUCGAUGGCGACGAUGAUUGUGACUUUUGUCGUGACGCUCAUGACUCUGGUUGGAGAGAAAAUCUCGUGGGUUUCGGCUCAAUUUAUGUUUCUUGCGGUGAUUCCGCUGGGGAUGUUCGUUGUCCUUCAGUUUCCGGUGUUACUUGAGAUCUUCCGCGCCACUUAUUGUCCUAACGUUUUUGAUAAACCUCGGCGAGUGUUUAAGCUUUGAUCGAGACUCGAGAGGAAUAAUGUUGGUGAUCAAACUAAUGAUGGUCUUCCACUUCACUUGUAAUUCUUCCUACAAACAUAUGAAAAAGCCUUAUGAGUAGUAGGUUCGAGCCUUCAAAAUCAGAGUUUAAUUGUGUUCUAGCAUUAAUAUAUACUUCUGAUUUUUGUUUUUAGUAAAUAAUGAUGAUUAUACAUUAUUUACCAGUUUCCUUUUAUAAUUCUCUCUUCCAUAUGCA